Cladocopium goreaui is the source of this 333-nucleotide messenger RNA. Lineage: Eukaryota; Dinophyceae; Suessiales; Symbiodiniaceae. The record is from the annotation of a GenBank genome assembly.
AUGAAGGGCGUGGCCAAAGCUGUCUCAAUAGCAACUGCAGCGCUCGCUGGCGUGCUGCAUGUCUAUGAGAACCUGGUAUAUCUGAGAGUUCUCCACAGCCUUCCCACUGGCUUAGCGGCUGUCAGUGCUUUACAGACGGAGAAUGCCUUUUACUACUCUUAUUUCCAGGAGUUGGUUGACGUGGAGCACAUUGGUGUUGGCCUCUACCGCAUCAUUUGGGACCACCGAACGGAGUACCCAGAUGUCUUGAAUGCUAUCCGUAGGUUCAACAUCUACCAGGACACAGCUCUUGGCACACUGUAUGUAUUGUCCGAUUAUUGUCCUGUUGUUUGA